AUGAGUCUUGUCCCUAUUAGUAACAAUCAAACUUUUGUGUUAGAAAUAAGUAAACUAGAAAAUGAAAUAGUGAGUUAUGAUGCACCAUAUGACCUUAAUAUUUGUGCCAAUCUUAAAAUGAAUAAUUCUACUAUAAACUCUUGCCAAAAAGUAUCUGUAUUGAUCUUGUAAAAUAUUACAAUUUCUAAUAUCACUAAUGCAACUAACUCUAAUAACACUUCAAAUACUACGAAUUAAACAAAUGCAACUAACUCAACUAAUUCUACAAAUAUUACAAAUACUAUAUAAUUAAACACUACAAACAAUAAUACAAAUAUUACCCAAACUAAAAAUACAUUUGGGCCACUCUUUGAAAAAGAUCUAGAGAAUCUUUAAAUUUAAGUAGGUGAAAAAAUUCAUUAUGAAUACCCUAAAAUUAUUGAUGAAGACAAUGAUUAAUUAGAGAGUGCGGUGAUUAAAUUCGGCAGAGCAAAGAACUUUAUUUCUGGCUCAUUCCCAAACUAUAUUCUUAAGCCAUCUCAAAGUGAUAUAGGCAGCUAUCAAAUAUUUAUUAAUCUGACUGAUGAUAAUCCAAGCCCCAAAUCUUCAUUGUAUUUCAUGCGAGUAAGUGUGACUGAAGCAAGCAAAAAUAGCACCAACUAAUCAGAUUAUAGUGACAAUAGCAAUCAGACUUUAUAAAAUGAAACGAUAGAAUUAGGUUAAUAUGACUAAAAUACAAAUCAAAAUACAUAAAACUCAAAAACUUCUGAAAGACAAUUACUAACAGCAAAAAUAUCUUAGAUUUCCAACUCUGGCGAAGUAAGGGUAAAGUUUUCACAUCUAAUUGAAAUCCCAACGAACUACAAGCAGAUUAAUAACUAGACUCUGCUACUUGAAUUAUUUGACUAUUAAGGUGAACUCCAAAAGUAUGGACAUACUUGCAAAGGAAUCUAAGCUUCUAAUUGCUAUGAAUUAUCAGAUGAAAGCAUUAGUACCAAGAAUGCUAAGACAAGAUAAAACAUCCUAACCACCAAUGAACUUUAUAUUGAUGGAUAUCUUUUGAAAACUGCUACCUUCGUAAAUCAAUUAACUUAUUACGUUAUGGGACCAAGAAUGUGA
Molecule: messenger RNA, 1098 nt
Organism: Stylonychia lemnae
Lineage: Eukaryota; Ciliophora; Spirotrichea; Sporadotrichida; Oxytrichidae
Source: the annotation of a GenBank genome assembly